Thalassophryne amazonica is the source of this 3904-nucleotide messenger RNA. RefSeq names its product bone morphogenetic protein/retinoic acid inducible neural-specific 1 (gene brinp1). The record is from RefSeq and is a predicted model, not a curated record. The transcript is spliced from 8 exons. Bases 224 to 2503 code for a protein of 759 amino acids. Gene Ontology annotation, biological process: positive regulation of neuron differentiation; negative regulation of mitotic cell cycle. Lineage: Eukaryota; Metazoa; Chordata; Actinopteri; Batrachoidiformes; Batrachoididae.
CACACCCCUCCCCUUGAGCAUGAAAAGGAUUGCCACAUCAUCCGCAAUCCAACAUCACCGCCUGAGCCACCAGCAUGAGCACUGGAUACAUAUGCUCCAGCAGAAGUUGUUGGCCGGAAAACUAACGCGUCUCGGAGCGCAGACAGAGCAAAAAGGGGGAGAGUCAGUUUUAGGUCUCCACGUAAUGGAGCGAGAAUGAACAGAGAGCGGCUUAAAAAAAAGCAUGAACUGGAGGUUUAUUGAGGUCAUCUGCUUCCUGUUUAUAUGGGACCAUAUAACAGUUCAGUCUUCCCGCCAGGAUCCGUCGGCCGCUGAGCAACAUGUCACCAAGCAAUAUGACUGGCUCAUCUCUGACCGUGGACCUUUCCACCACUCCCGGAGUUACCUGUCCUUUGUGGAACGAUUCCGCCAAGGAUAUACAACCAGAUAUAAAAUUUAUAGGGAAUUUGCACGUUGGAAGGUGAGGAACAUGGCCAUCGAGAGACGGGACCUGAUCCAGAACCCCGUGCCGCUCAUGCCUGAGUUCCAGCGCAGCGUACGCUUGCUGGGGCGCAGACCCACAACUCAACAGUUCAUUGACACAAUCAUCAAAAAAUAUGGAACCCACAUCCUCAUCUCAGCCACACUGGGAGGAGAGGAGGCAUUAACAAUGUACAUGGCAAAAAAUAAGAUGGACAGGAAGCUUGCCAAUGCUACACAAAAUGUGGAAGCCCUUCAUCAGUUGGCCUCUUCCUACUUCAUCGACCGUGACGGCACAAUGAGGAAGCUUCACGAGAUCCAGAUUUCCACUAAUGCCAUCAAGGUGACAGAAACACGGACGGGGCCCCUGGGAUGCAGCAGCUACGACAAUCUGGACUCGGUUAGCUCGAUCCUUCUGCAGAGCCCUGAGAGCAAGCUUCACCUCCAAGGUCUUCAGGUUAUUUUCCCAGAAUACCUGCAGGAGAAGUUUGUUCAGUCAGCUCUGAGCUACAUUAUGUGCAAUGGCGAGGGGGAAUACGUGUGUCGGAACAACCACUGCAUCUGUCAGUGUGCCGAGGAGUAUCCCCAAUGCAACUGUCCCAUAACCGACAUCCAGAUAAUGGAGAACACCCUGCUGGGGAUGUCUGAGACCUGGGGCACUUCUUAUAAAGACUUUGAGAACUCAGAUGAGUUCAAGUCCUUCCUGAAGCGGCUGCCCUCCACUCACUUCUUACCCAUCAGCAGCGUGCAUCUCCUGUGGGGAAGCGACUGGGACCUGCAAGCCCGCUACAGGCUGCUUCAGAGCUCCCUGGAGAUACAGAGGCUCAAGAUCCAGCACACUGCCCGCAAGCUCUUUGGCCUCAGCAUCCGUUGUCACCACAAUCCAAACCACCAGAUGCCUAGGGAGAGGUCGGUGAUGCAGUGGCUCAACAGGGUUCAGUCUUUCCUUUACUGCAAUGAGAAUGGGUUCUGGGGGACCUUCCUGGAAAGCCAGAGGACAUGUGUGUGCCAUACUGGUGUCACUCUGUGCCAACGACCAAUCCCUUGCAUUAUUGGUGGCAACAACAGCUGUGCCAUGUGCAGCCUGGCCAACAUUUCUCAGUGUGGCUCCUGCAACAAGGGUUACAAGUUGUAUCGUGGUCGCUGUGAGCCUCAGAACGUGGACUCAGAACGCAGCGAGCAGUUCAUCAGCUUUGAAACAGAUCUGGAUUUUCAAGACCUGGAACUCAAGUACCUUUUGCAGAAAAUGGACUCGCGACUGUACAUUCACACGACUUUCAUCAGUAAUGAGAUUCGCCUGGAAACUUUCUUUGAUCCAAGAUGGAGGAAGCGCAUGUCUCUCACUCUCAAGAGUAACAAAAACCGUAUGGACUACCUCCAUAUGAUCAUUGGUCUAUCAAUGAAGAUCUGCCAGAUGCGAAAUAGCAGCAUUGAUCCCAUGUUCUUUGUGUAUGUGAACCCAUUUAGUGGUAGCCACUCAGAAGGCUGGAGCAUGCCCUUUGGCGAACAUGGUUACCCACGCUGGGAGAAAAUCCGACUGCAGAACUCCCAGUGUUUCAACUGGACUCUUCUACUAGGCAACCGGUGGAAGACCUUCUUCGAGACGGUGCACAUCUACUUGCGGAGCCGUGCUAAGAUACCAACUGGCCUGCGUAACGACACAGGUCCAGUGGAUCUUGCAGACCCCAACAAGCGACAAAUUUAUAUAAAAAUAUCCGACAUCCAAGUGUUUGGCUACAGUCUGCGAUUUAAUGCCGACCUGCUCCGCAGUGCCGUGCAGCAGGUUAACCAAUCGUACACACAAGGAACUCAGUUCUACUCAUCAUCAUCCGUCAUGCUGCUGUUGCUGGACAUUCGGGAUCGGAUUAACCGCCUUGCCCCGCCGUCUGCGCCCGGCAAACCCCAGCUGGACCUCUUCUCUUGUAUGCUAAAGCAUAGGCUCAAGCUCAACAACAGCGAGAUGAUUCGCGUAAAUCACGCUUUGGACAUGUACAGCACAGAGAUACUAAAACAAUCAGAUCACCUGACUGCUAAACUCUGUUGAACUGUAGCAACAAUUCAAAACAACAGAAGUCUAAACUUAAAUUACCCAACAAAUGAACUACUAAGGAACAUUAAUGUUUAUUUUGUUUUCCUCUUUUUUUUAUUGUUUUGGACCUUUUCUGCCUUUUGAUGUAAUAUUAACUUUGUAAGCAUAAUUCUUAAAGAUAAACAGGGAGAAAGGCAGUGUUGACAAGUAUUUUAGGCAGAUAAAGAAGAUUAACGGAACCACUAUAUGGACUGUAUCAUAUUUGUCCCAGCAUGUCUGUCAUUCCCUCAAUGAACUUUUAAAAAGAGAGAGAGAGAGAGAGAGAGAGAGAAAAAAACAAAUAUAUUAAAUAUAUGUACUGGUUUUAAAAAAAGAGGCCUUGAUUUUACUCUGAGAGAGCAAAGGUUAUAUCUGAAACUGCCAUUCUUUACUAAAAACACAAAAAACAACAUUUUUAAAGGAGUAAUGAAGUGACACAAAGGCAGAGCAGAUAUGUUUUUAUUUCGACUAAUGUGCAAAAUAUUUCCGACAUAAUGAGCAGUUUAAUAUUCAAAUGUUUAUACAUUGUAAGGAAUAAAUAGCAAGUAAAUAGUCAAGACAUUACUUUUGGACUGUAAUACAUUUUGAAUCCACAGUCGAUCAGUGUCGCUCCUCGCUUGCGCGAGAUGAGGCGAUCUGUCAUUCUUCUGACGCGUUAGGCACACAGCAAGACGGAACGGCUCAUCAUGUCAAAUGACAAAAAAAUAAAUAAAAAUCCCCAGCUGUUUAUAUAUACAUAUAUGUAUGUGUGAACACGUGCAGGCGAGCGUGUGUGUGUGCGUGUGUAUAGCUUACUUUGGCUUGACGCUUAACGCUGUUCGUUCGUUGAAUGUGUCAUUUUUGAGAUCGACUCCCACUCUAAGCUGACUCUUGCAUUUGGGCGCUUCUUCCCGUGUUUGAAAUUCAAGCUGUGUGUUUGUUCAUUUGUUUUUAUUUUGUUUUUGUUUUUCCCCUCAUAAGGCAGUACCUCCUGGUGCGUGAGUGCAGUAUUGUGGUCUGAAGAUUUAAACAAUCAAAUGCUAUUUUGUACAGCUUUGCAAAAUGUACACUUUGUGACUGCUGAUUUGUGCGGGAAUCGAGAGCAAAAUGUAAACAUUUCUUCAUUCUGGCACAUUUACGAGAUAACUUAAAGCCAUACGCUCCCCGAGGUAUACGCUGAGACCCUAAUGGUCCGAAUCCUGUUCAUGUGAUACUUACUUCAUAACAUGAAAAAAGGUUCCAUUUGUGUGUUUUUACUUUCUGUUCAUUCCAGAUAAGAGCACAGCUGAUUAUAAAAAAAUAAUAACAAUAAAAAAAAUAAAGCAGGCAUCACACGCUGGUUAAGAACAGUCUUGUAAAGCCAUUGAAUUUCUAUGUAAAAAAAAAAAAAAAAACUAA